AUGAAUUUCUUAAGUAAGACAUUCAACACAUUAACAGGAAAUUCAAUACCUUAUACAUUCAAUGAAAAAAUAGUAGAUCCAACUACUCAAUCAACAAAAUUAGAUCAAAAUUCAAUAUGGACUAUAUAUAAUGGUAUUAAUCCUAAAGAUAAUUCACUUAUAUCAAUAUUCGAAUUUCAAUUAAAUAAUCCUAAAACUUCACAAUAUAUAAAUUUAGCUAAAAAUGCAUUUAAAAAAUUAAAAACUAUCAAAUAUCCGGGUAUAAUUUCAAUAAUUGAAUUUUUGGAAUUAAAUGAUACAUUAUAUAUAAUUACUGAGAGAGUGAUUCCACUACCAACAUAUCUAGAAACAAAUCCAAAUUUAUCAAAAGAUUCAAUUAUUGCAGGAAUUUAUUCAAUAAGUAAUACAUUAAAUUUUUUAAAUGAAGAAUGUAAUCUACUAUAUGGUGGAUUAAAUUUUUAUAAUUCAAUAUUUAUAAAUUUACAAAAUGAUUGGAAAUUAAUGGGAUUUGAAUUAAUUACAAAUUUAAUUUCAGAUCCUGAUCAACCUAUUUAUAGAUUAAAUCAAUAUAGUCCACUGCAAAAAGAUAUUAUAGAUAUUGAAAAUUUAAGAAAAGAUCCUAAAAAAUAUGAUUCUUUUAAAUUAGGGAAUUUUAUAUUUGAAGUUUUUAAUAAUGGUAAUUUGGAUUUAAACUUUAAAAUACCAACAAGAUUAAUUGGACCAAGUAAAAGAUUAAUUGCCAAAAGAAAUUAUAUUUCAAGUUUUCUAAAAGAAAUGGAUCCAAUCUUUAAACAAAAUAAAGUAAUUAAUUUUAAUAAUUUAUUAAAUGAAUUAAAAUUUAUGAAUAAUGAUCAAAAACUUGAAUUUUUUAAAUUUGAAUUAUUGAAAUUUAUAGAUAAUGAUAAUGAUGAAGAGGACACUACAUAUCCUCCUGGAAUGUUAAAUUAUAAAUUAUUACCUGAAUUAAUUACUCAAUUUAAUCAAUUAAAAACACAACCAAUAUCAUCAGAUCCUCAACAACAACAAGCAAAUCAAGAAAUAAUAUCAAUAAUACUUAAUUUUAUAAUAAAAUUUGGAAUUCAAUUACCAACAGAAGAAUUUAAUAAACAAAUUAAACCAAUAAUAUUUGAAUCAUUUAUAUUACCAGAUAGAUCAAUAAGAUUAAUUUUAUUAAAUCAUUUACCAUCAUAUGAAAAAUUUUUAAAUGAUUCAGAUAUACAAUAUAAAAUUUUUAAUCCAUUAAUUACAGGAUUUCAAGAUACAAAUUUUAUGAUUAGAGAAACAACAUUAAAAUCAAUAACUAUUAUAAUUGAUAAAAUUUCAAUAAAACAAAUAAAUAAUGAGUUAUUAAGAAUAUUAGCUAAAACUCAAAUUGAUCCAAAACCUUCAAUAAGAGUAAAUACUUUAAUUUUAAUUAUAACAAUUUCAUCAAAAAUUUAUAAAAAUUCAAAAAAUAAUGUAUUAAUAACUGCAUUAUCAAAAUCUUUAAGGGAUUCAUUUAUACCGUGUAAAAUGACAGCAUUAAAUGGGUUUAAAACUUUAAUAAAUGAAUUUACAUUAGAAGAAAUUUGUUCUAAAAUUUUAGGUCAUUUAGCUAUAUCAUUAAUGGAUAAAAAAUCAAAUAAAGUUAGAAAAGAAUCAAAAUUAGUUUUUGAUUUAUAUUUAAAAAAUGUUGAAAAUUUUGCUGAUGAAUUGAGUGAUAAUGAAGAUGAAGAAGAUGAAGAUAAAGAAGAAAAAGAAUUUUUUAAAAAAUAUUCAUCAACUCAACAACAACCAAAUGGAUCUGGACAAGUAUCAACUGAAUCAACUGAAUCAAGUUUUGGUUGGAAUAUGAUGUCAAAAUUAACAUCAAUUGGAACAACUAAUAAUGCUGGUCAAUUAAAUAAAGAUUUUAAUCAAUCAACUCCAGAUAUAACAAGAGUAAGUACACCAAGUCAAAAACAAUUGCCAUUACAUAAGCAAAGUAAUUCAAAAUCAAAUUUGAAAUUAGAUGAUGAAAUUAAUGAAGAUGAUGACGGAUGGGAUAAUGAUGAUCAACUUGAAGAGGAUUAUUUUAAUGAUGAUUGGAUAGAUAAUAGCGAAGAGGUGAGUAAAGACGAGAAAACAACAAAUUUAAGUAAUAAUUUUCCAAUUAUUGAAAAUACAAAAAAACUAAAUCUUGGUAAAUCAACACAUACAAUUAAUCUAAGGAACACGCCCACAACAACAAUAACAACAACUAGAAAACCAUUAUCAUUAGGAACAACAACUAAAAAACCAAUUACUAAAUCACUGUUAAAAUUAGGUUCAAAACAAAAUAAUAAACCUAAACUGACAUUAAAAUUAAAUUUAACUGUUGAUGAUGAUAAAGAAGAAGAUGGAUGGGGUGAUGGUUGGUGA
Molecule: messenger RNA, 2379 nt
Organism: Lodderomyces pseudojiufengensis
Lineage: Eukaryota; Fungi; Ascomycota; Pichiomycetes; Serinales; Debaryomycetaceae
Gene: CEX1
Product: Cex1p
Exons: 1
Coding region: 1-2379 (792 amino acids)
Biological process (GO): protein phosphorylation; tRNA export from nucleus
Cellular component (GO): cytoplasm
Molecular function (GO): protein kinase activity; ATP binding
Source: RefSeq, a predicted model, not a curated record